Molecule: messenger RNA, 2733 nt
Organism: Suillus clintonianus
Lineage: Eukaryota; Fungi; Basidiomycota; Agaricomycetes; Boletales; Suillaceae
Exons: 7
Coding region: 1-2733 (910 amino acids)
Source: RefSeq, a predicted model, not a curated record
AUGGCGUAUCCUCAGCUUUACGAUCCAUAUAACCCCGGUUUUCAGCACGAGGAACCCGACUCUGAGUUCGCAGAGUUGACUGAAAAUUCGCCCUUCAACGUUGCUGUCGUCUUGUGUCCUAACUGCAAGAAACAAUACCAAUCAGCCGAGGCAAUAAUUGAGCAUCUAAAUAGUGCAGACUCAUGCUGGCCAGAGAACCUCACCAACAGAUCAAUGCUUCCAGUACUGCAGGCUCUACAGCGACCGCCAGAGCAGACAAACUUAUCAGCAAAGUAUCACCCCACCUCUGGCUACCAUUACAUUCUUCCAGAUCAACCGCCUGCACAAAAUAUGUUUCAAGAAAUGCAAGACCAUCCUCUUCAAGAAGCCAGGGAGACUAAUGUAUGGUAUCCAUUUGAUGGGCUGGGUGAAUGGUCACUCGCGAAAUUCCUUGUCGAGAACCUCUCUCAGACGCAGAUCGACAAAUUUCUCAAGUUAGAUUGGUUCCAGAUGAGAGAGCGGCCGCAAUUCAAAACGAAGGACGAGUUGUUCUUCUACAUGCAGCAGCUUCCUGGCCGUGGGCCGAAAUGGCAGUGUACGAAGCUUAAGCUCAAGGGCUACGAGAGUGAACAACCGAUUCACCUCAUUUGGAGGGACAGGUUGGAGGUUACGAAGCAACUUUUUGCAAACCCCGUUUAUGCGAAACACAUGUGCUAUGACCCGCACCAUAUCUAUCAAGGACAAGAACGCCAAAUUGGAGAAUUUUGGACUUCGGAUGAUGCAUGGGAGAUUCAGGAUCAACUACCGGAAGGGGCGACUAUCGUUCCGAUCAUCGCUGCUUCUGACAAAACCCCAGUUACAAGACACACAGGUGGCCUCGAGAUGCACCCAUUAUUCCUCACCAUCGGAAAUAUCCAGGCCGAUGUCCGCAUGAAGGCUACAUCACAUGCGUGGCGAUGUACUGCGUUCAUGCCAAUACCGACUUUCAUUGUCAACUCUGAUUUUCAAACUCUACUCCAGGCGCGUCUGUGGCACAAGUGCAUGGAUCUCGUAUGUUCCCAUUUGAAGGUCGCAGCUCGUGUUGGCGAGUAUAUGGUCGAUCCCUCGGCCAAAAUCUGUUACUGUUUCACGCCUCUAAUCAGCCACAUCGCCGAUCUCCCCGAACAAUUGAUGAUCGCAUGCCUUUGCAACCGUGUUGACCCAUGGGAUCUCAUUGUAUACGUUAGAGAGUCCAAAAAGCUCCAUCUUAGUGGGGUGCACUUGCCGUACUGGAGAAACUGGAGGUGCUCCAAUCCCGCUAGAUUCCUGACGCCAGAAAUUCUGCACACGCUACACAAAUUCUUUUUCGAUCACGUCCUUAAAUGGAUCAAGCAGAUCAUGGGUCAUGAACUUGAUGUACGGUUCAAGAGUCACCACAAGCGCACUGGUGUGCGCCAUUUCUCUGGGGGUGUCUCUCAUGUCAACCAAAUGACAGGACGAGAGCACCGAGAUAUUCAGCGCACAAUUGUGCCGACGCUGUGGGGUAUCGCAAGCCCUGGUUUCAUCCGCGCUGUGCGGGCAAUGAUCGACUUUAUCUACCUUGCUCAGAAUCCCCUUCACACUGAAUCCAGCAUCGCCUCCAUGACUCAAGCACUUCAAGACUUCCAUGAUCAUAAGCAGGCCAUCCUCGAUGCAGAGGCACGCCAGGGAAAGAGCGGUGCUAAAGACGACUUCUUCAUUCCGAAAUUGGAACUCAUGCAAAAUUUUGCUCGUGUGAUCUCCCACGUCGGUUCGCUCAUGCAGUGGACAGCAGACGUAUCGGAACGUCUUUUAAUUACUCACUGCAAACAUCCGUUUGAACGCACGAGUCGUCAGAGAGACUUCGUCUUGCAGAUCGCUCGCAUCCUCGAUCGGGAGGAGUCCAUCCGGCAGUUCAACCUUUACACACUGUUGUCCUCGUCUGUAUCUACGCCUGGUCAGGACCCACUCAUGAACGCUGUCAUCAUGGAGGACGAAGAGAUUGCUAGUACGGAGACAGAUCCCACCUUUGCUUGGGUCUCCAACGCAAACCCAGCUGCCCAGCUACGUCUACAAGCGCCGCGCCCUGUUCGCAAUCACUUCUUGAAGGGUAUUUUGUCGGACAACGCACGGAUUGCCUUCAAUGUGACUGUGAAAGCAGAUUGCAAUCGCCUUGAUGCAUCUCAACUGCAGUCGUCGUACGACAUCACUGAUUUUUCUCAUGCUUUACACCUCUACGCGACCCGCAAUGGUUGUACACUCUCCGACCAGCUACUAUUCAAUACAUGGUUGAAAUUUCGCAUCCAGUUAUUUUCCGCAUUCCAUACUUGCAGGAUCAUGCCGAGCCAACAAAUUCAUGCCGAGCCACCUUCCAGUAAUUUUCCUAGAGGGAACUGUGACGCCGUAUUAUUUAACCAGAGGGUCGAUGGUCGUAACGAUGCCAUAUUCCAGCCAACCCUCCCCAGAGGUUCUCGUGCGCAGCUCCCCGAGCGCUUGUCUCAGGUGCUGGUAUAUAUCCAGCAUUUUGACUUCGUCGUGCCUGGCCCCGAGCCAUCUACGGGCAUGUGGAUGGUCAGACGAUCUUAUACUCGAUAUUCAGCACAGUCGGAAAGGGUGAUCAGACGCGGAUCCAUAAUUCCUCUCACAGACGUUACGCAUGUGGUGGAGAUUAUACCUGUCUAUCAAGGACCAUUGGGCAGGGACGUGAAUUCUGGGAACUCAAUGGAGACAAAGAGCUGUACCACUCGCUAUCAGUGA